AUGCUUACGCUUGCGGAGAAUACUGAAAAGAUGAAGGGAUUUCUCGAAGAGGAAAAUAUGGAAAUACGUCCUGGCAGCUCGUGGAAACCUCGACAUCUCAAAUGUCCUCGGGAAUCUCCGCCGAGGACAACUUUGGACGAUGAAGCUCGCCUUACUUUCACUAUCCCAUUUUUUAUUUGUAAUUCAUGCAAUGUAACCGUUCAUGUAUUGUUGAGGAAUCGUAGACAAAUUUUGUUUCAGUCGUUCGGCGAAAAGAGCGUGCGAAUAGCGCAAAUGUCGGGCAUUCCUAUGGAUUGGGCGAUGAUUUGUUCUAUUUCCGAUCGCGAGAAACACAUGGAGCGUUUAUUAACUUUUGGUAAAUGGCUUACAGAUGGAAUUACCAAAAGGUCAUAUUUAUUUGGACAAACGCAUGGAUUUAAUUUGGAGCCCAAAACCGUUAUAUAUACAACCCCAGAUGAAGUAGGUGAAGUCAAAGACGCAUAUGAGACUGUUCAUCAUGAAUAUUCAUCAGUAAUAUUCGUAUUGCAUGUACUUGAUAGUCGAGAUUCGCGCGAAUAUCACUUAAUGAAAAGGCUUUCGGAGCACAAUUCGCUUAUUCGUCAAGGAUUUCUACUUGAGACAAUUUUGAAUGAAAAUUCUGAUGUAUUCAGAGAUAUUGUUUUUUUCGGUUCAAUAAUUCAGUGGAUUUCGAGAAGACUACAUGAAAUCGUCUGUCACAAGGAUUCUUCAAUUUAUUCGAUUCGUGUUGGACAGCCAAAUGAAAUGCCUCGUCAUUUUGUGAUACAUGAUGGUACCAAUGACCUAAAAGAUAUAGUUGAUUCAGUUUUGCAUAAUAAUUUGUCUUUCACAGACAUCGAAUCUUCAUUGAAAGUAAGCGGUUAUGAUCCGUCGUUUAAUCAGUAUGAUAUUGCGAAACUUUUUUUUGAAUAUAAAAUUUUGCAAGUCAAUUUGCUUUUGGAUUAUGCUGUUGUAGUUCUUGGAAGUAAAUUUCAAGCGGCUCAUGCGGCACUUCGGCACAGAAAAGAUUCUGUCGCAAGUGAUUCAGAUAUAAAAAUUACGGCUUUAGGCGAUGAAGUUAAUAGAGAGAUUGCUUCAUUCGAUUUAGACGUCACGUAUUCCGAUAAUUAUGUUACUUGA
Dracunculus medinensis (Guinea worm) is the source of this 1137-nucleotide messenger RNA. The record is from the annotation of a GenBank genome assembly. NCBI's taxonomy places the organism in Eukaryota, Metazoa, Nematoda, Chromadorea, Rhabditida, Dracunculidae.